AUGCCGCGCCAAAUCCCACGAAUAGAUAUCCCGCAAACAGACCUCUGGACGACGCUCUUCGACAGGAAAGAGAAGCCGUUUCCUGAUUCACAGGUAAUUUACCAAGACCCCUACUCGAAUCGUCAUUACACCUACGCCACCCUCAAACUCACAACCCAGAAAUUCGGCUCAGGCCUCCGAACCUCCCUCUCCUUCAAAAAGGGAGACGUCCUAACCCUCUUCGCCCGCAACUCAAUCGACUACCCAGCCAUCGUCUGGGGCGCCCACUGGGCGGGCGGCGUCGUCAGCCCCGCGAACCCGGGGUACGGGGUUCGGGAGCUGGCGCAUCAUUUGAGGGAUAGUGGGACGGGGGUCCUUGUUACGGAGGGGGGGUUGUUGGGUGUUGCGUUGCAGGCGUGUAGACAAGUGGGGAUUGAGAAGAGUAGGGUGUUGGUGGUGGGAGAGGGAGAGGGAGGGGAUGGGGAUGGGGUGAGGGGGUGGGUGGAGAUAAUGGAGGGGGAGGUCAGGGGGGAGAGGGAGAGGUUGGAUGCUGGGAGGGAUUUGGGGUUUUUGGUUUAUAGUAGUGGGACGACGGGGUUGCCUAAGGGUGUUAUGUUAACUCACAGGAAUGUGGUUAGUGAUCUUUUUAUGGUGAAUAGUAAUGAGGGGCAGAUAUUGGGGUGGAAGGAUGAUAGGGUUUUGAGUGUUCUGCCGUUUUAUCAUAUUUAUGGACUUCAGUGCUUGGUGCAUUUCCCGGCUUAUGCAGGGGUGACGACGUUGGUUAUGCCUUCAUUUGAUCUUAAGAAAUUUUGUGAGAUUAUACAGAAUCACAAGAUUACCUAUACAUUCGUCGCCCCUCCAGUAGUCCUCCACCUCGCCAAAUCUCCUAUAGUAUCAAAUUACGACCUCUCUUCUCUUCGUAUGAUCACAUCUGGAGCCGCACCACUUACAAAAGAACUUAUCCACGCCGUACACGACCGACUAGGAACGGAAGUCAAACAAGCAUACGGACUCAGCGAGACUUCGCCAGUCACUCACAUGCAACGCAAAUGGAACAAAGGCCUCGGCUCCAACGGCCCUGCUCUCCCCAACCAAAUCUGCAAAUUCAUGUCCCCAGACGGCCACGAAGUCCCGCCUGGCAAAGAAGGUGAGCUUUGGAUCUCAGGCCCCAACGUCUUUCUCGGGUAUCACAACAAUCCCGAAGCCACCGCCGCGUGCAAGACUCCCGAUGGGUUCUUCAAGACGGGGGACAUUGGGUACGAAGAUGAGGAUGGGAAUAUGUACAUCACGGAUCGAGUCAAGGAGUUGAUUAAGUAUAAGGGGUUUCAGGUCGCGCCCGCAGAAUUGGAGGGUAUUUUGGCGAGUCAUGAGAUGGUUGCUGAUGUAGCUGUGAUUGGCGUUGAGGAUUUGGAGAGGGCGAGCGAGGUUCCGCUUGCGUGUGUGGUGUUGAGGGAGGGGGUUGAGGGGAGUGAGGAGGUGGAAAGGGAGAUUGCGAGGUGGAUUGCGGAGAGGGCUGCGAAUCAUAAGAGGUUGAGGGGUGGAGUUGUGUUUAUUCAGGAGGUUCCGAAAAGUGCGUCGGGGAAGAUUCUGAGGAGGGUGUUAAAGGAGGAAAUGAAGAAGAAAUUUAAGGUCAAGGCAAAGCUGUAG
Messenger RNA from Mollisia scopiformis, 1626 nucleotides. RefSeq names its product putative phenylacetyl-CoA ligase. Gene Ontology annotation, molecular function: CoA-ligase activity. Gene Ontology annotation, biological process: secondary metabolic process. The coding region runs from base 1 to 1626 and encodes 541 amino acids. Lineage: Eukaryota; Fungi; Ascomycota; Leotiomycetes; Helotiales; Mollisiaceae. The transcript is spliced from 7 exons. The record is from RefSeq and is a predicted model, not a curated record.